Molecule: messenger RNA, 1049 nt
Organism: Daldinia loculata
Lineage: Eukaryota; Fungi; Ascomycota; Sordariomycetes; Xylariales; Hypoxylaceae
Product: RNA cap guanine-N2 methyltransferase-domain-containing protein
Exons: 3
Coding region: 203-985 (260 amino acids)
Biological process (GO): 7-methylguanosine cap hypermethylation; 7-methylguanosine RNA capping
Cellular component (GO): nucleus
Molecular function (GO): RNA cap trimethylguanosine synthase activity
Source: RefSeq, a predicted model, not a curated record
CUUCACCCUAACUUCAACUUAUUGAAGAGUCUACAAAUACACCAAUUUUGUUUAUUCAGUAUCUUAUAUAAUUCUAGUCUGGUGUUUUCCACAGAUAUAUACGCUAAGAACUCAUAAACAGCGGAUUUAGUUCCUCAUCUUCGAUUUUUUUAAGGCUGAUACUAAUCAGGCAGCUCAUGCAUGCUGAUCCAGCACUUUCAAGAUGAAACAAGUGAACAAGCUCCCCCUGACUAACGACUGCCACCACUGGACUCGUCUGGGCGAAGUGCCUUGGGACUUACAAAAGUACUGGCAGCAAAGAUACACUAUUUUUCCUUACUACGAUGAAGGUAUCUACAUGACUCAAGAUGCCUGGUUUGGCGUGACCCCCGAACCAGUUGCGAACCAAAUCGCGCUAGAGAUGGGUUCUAUUAUUAGCGAGUCAAAGACGACAAUCAUAGAUGCAUUUGCUGGCGUAGGAGCAAAUUCUAUUGCCCUUGCCUUGGCCACAGCUGAAGACGGCUCAACGCCCCGCUGGGACAAGGUGAUCGCUAUUGAGCUAGAUGCAGCCACUCUUGCCUGUGCGCAACAUAACGCCUCCUUAUAUGGUGUGGCUGACCAUAUCAUCUGGGUCCUGGGUGAUAGCUUUAAGUAUCUAGACGCUUUGGUGAACUCGCCAGACAAGCUAGAAGAUGACCUACGAGUAGACGUGGCAUCCACGGCUGUGUUCGCAUCACCGCCCUGGGGUGGGCCAGGAUACAGGACCGAUGAAAUAUUCGAUCUGAAUACCAUGGAGCCCUAUAACUUGGCCCAAUUACAUGGCGCCUACAGAACUAUGGACCAUGCCCUUUACCUACCACGCACGAGCGAUCUAAGACAAAUCGCCAAGCUGGCCCCCGAUGGGACUAAGAUCGAGGUUGUGCAGUAUUGUGUUGAGGGUGCAAGUAAGGCAAUGGUGACCUACAUACCCGCUGCCAAAGACGAAGAUACUCACAUGGAAACAUAACCUUCCAAUUUGGCUAACGACCCCUCUCUCACUGGUUUUAUAAAUAAGUCGAGUUGUUCAGUUC